Messenger RNA from Colletotrichum scovillei, 2464 nucleotides. RefSeq names its product HMG box protein. Bases 620 to 2164 code for a protein of 514 amino acids. The record is from RefSeq and is a predicted model, not a curated record. Gene Ontology annotation, cellular component: nucleus. NCBI's taxonomy places the organism in Eukaryota, Fungi, Ascomycota, Sordariomycetes, Glomerellales, Glomerellaceae. Gene Ontology annotation, molecular function: RNA polymerase II cis-regulatory region sequence-specific DNA binding; DNA-binding transcription factor activity, RNA polymerase II-specific. The transcript is spliced from 3 exons. Gene Ontology annotation, biological process: regulation of transcription by RNA polymerase II.
UCUCUCUCUCUCUCUCUCUCUCUGUGUAGCCCUCCCUCCACUCUUUGGUUACCGAGGACUACUACUUACUCCCCCGUCCGAUCCAUCCCACCUAGCUCACCCUCUCCUCCUUUCUCAUGCACACACCACCCCCUGGCUAACACCACCAUCGGCUCCUCGACAUCUACUGAAUGUAGAUAAUCUGUGGGUGCAGCUGCCUCUUUCAAGCCAUCUGCUCCACUGCUGCCAUACCUGUCUUCUUCCCUCUCGCCUUUACUCACCUGGGAGCCUGCGUCGGCUGCCAUACACAUCCGUCACCUGACCCAGGCCUUGCCUCGUGUUACCAUCGGAGUUCAACACUUGCCUGUCGUCCACCGACUACUUUACCCAUACACAAGUGCCGAGACAGCCGCAAGUGAAGACGAAAGCAAAUCCACCAGAAUUAGGAAAAGAAGCAGAACCCCCCCGAAGAUCUGCAACACUUGAGAUUCAGGCAACAUCGAGAGAAAUCCCUUGGUCUGCUUCAUCGUCUUCCAGUCCACCGUCUUCGCCCUCUCCUUGCUACCUGGUUAGCCAACACUGGUUGCAGUCGAAGACAGAUAAUUCCAACAGCUUUCCUCAUUGCUUUUAGCUCUGUGGAAUGGAACAAAACGGUCCCCCGUCUCCUGCUCCCUCGAACGAUGAUAUCUACCCGAACGGACUGCAUCACUUGAUACGCCCGGAAGGAGCCACAUCCUACCCGCGAGAACACUUACAUCCGAGUGAUAUGGGAGGCAUGCAAACUCCCUCUCGAUACGGUACGCCUGGUCCACAACAAGAAAUGCAAUACGAUCACCACUCCCCAUACUCACAUCGCCCACAUGAUGGUCAGAUGUCGUAUAGUCAUGGAUAUGACACAAGCGUCAGCUCCAUAUAUGGCCCCAUGUCCGGGGAGUUGAGCCACCAGCCGUACAGCACCCCUGACACGUCGCCACCCACGCCGUCGAGGCCACCAGAUGGGUUGACCACACGUAGUGGUCUCAACAUACAGAAGGGGCCGACUACCAUCAAGCCGCUUGCAGUGAGAGCAUCACGUGUUGAAAAGUCAACGCCCAAGAAGAAGAAGGAGCGGGCAAAGUCUGCCAAAAAGGUUGAUGUCGUUAAGAGCCCACUGAGCGAAUUGGCAAAGGAGCAACCGCACAUCCCAGUUGCGGACAUUGGGGCCUAUGUCCAGCGAUCUUCAGAAAUACGGAUGAAGGAAGUUGAAGAGAGCAAGACCCCAGGCCGAAUCAAGCGACCGAUGAACGCCUUCAUGUUGUACCGCAAGGCGUAUCAGAACCUCGCCAAAAGCCUCUGUACGCAAAAUAACCAUCAACUUGUAUCUCAGGUCUGCGGUGCCGGCUGGCCUUUGGAGCCGGAACACAUUCGGGACCAAUUUAAUGAAUGGGCGAAGGAAGAGCGCGCGAACCACCAGCUUGCUCACCCGGGCUACAAGUUCACGCCUUCGAAACCAAGACCCAAGGCGAGAGAAGAAGAGGACUCGGACCAAGGCGACAUGGACGACAUGGAAUGGAAUGGCAGCCGCGCAAGCUCAAGGAGCAGACAAGUAAGGAAACCCGGACACGGCAGGAACGAAGCACCAGCGUCCAUCUUCCACAACUACCCGCCACUGCAGACGAGUCCCAUGGGUCUCGGCGUGCAGACACAGUCCAUGUACCAUUACAGCAACCCGGGAAAACCUCUCCCAGCACCAUACAGUCAAAACGGCCUUGGCGGCGGCCAGUACUACCAGCAGAGCGUCCACCAGCGUCAGGACGCCACCGGCUUUGUUGAAGACGUGCUCAUCAGGAAGACGCCAUCACCAGCGAUGGGCUACGCAGCACCAUCGAUGGACCACCGGUACGACGGCAUUGACCACUACGGCCCAAUGUCGCAUCCUGACGGCAUCGAUCCGAUAAUCGAUCCGGGUCUAAUGGGCCAUGGAGGUCAUCCGUACGGCGACAUGUAUGGCAAUCACAUGCUACCGCGAUGGACGAAUCCGCUCAACUUUGGCGACGGAAGGCAGGAACUGAUUGAUGGUAUGGGUUAUGAUGAAAGUCUUCUGACAGACCCUCAAAUUCAGAUCCUGAGAGGACCAGAGAGCAGUUGGAGAGUGGAGGAGCUUGACAGCAGCCACUUCACCAACAGUUGGAUAGAACCAGAAUGAGCGGAAGGAGAUUUGCUUCGGAAUCGACUCGCUCCCGUUGUUUGAACAUUGUCCGAGAAAAGGAAGGGCGUCAGGAGUAUUGGGUAUCUUAGAACGUAGGCGGAAAUCUCAUUUCUGUUUGGUUUUGUUGAGACUGGAGAUGAACCAUGUUAUUGAGGGUGGUCCUUGGGCAGACGAGAGUGCAGUAAGAAAAGGGGAGAAGACGAGGAGAGAGGCCCGGGACUUGCCCCGUCGAGGGCGCACACACCAUACUACCUUAGCUAAAGGCUCUCCAAAUACAAGUACCUACUUAUUGCUCCA